AUGGUUCGUCCAAAUCUCUCCCCUUCCUUCUCAGCCAGAGGAUUGAAGAAGCAUUUGAAGAGGCUCAAUGCCCCAAAGCAUUGGAUGCUUGACAAACUUGGCGGUGCCUUCGCUCCAAAGCCGUCUUCUGGACCUCACAAGUCGAGGGAGUGUCUUCCUCUUGUUCUGAUCAUUAGGAAUAGGUUGAAGUAUGCUUUGACUUACGGUGAGGUUAUCUCUAUCCUUAUGCAAAGGCAUAUCCAAGUUGAUGGAAAAGUCAGGACUGACAAGACCUACCCUGCUGGUUUCAUGGAUGUUGUAUCGAUCCCCAAGACGAAUGAGAACUUCCGUCUUUUGUAUGACACAAAGGGACGUUUCCGUCUCCACUCCGUCAGUGACGUGGAAGCAAAGUUCAAGCUUUGCAAGGUUAGGUCUAUCCAGUUUGGACAGAAGGGAAUUCCAUACCUGAACACUUACGAUGGUCGCACCAUCCGUUACCCUGACCCGCUCAUCAAACCAAACGACACCAUCAAGCUAGACCUUGAGGCAAACAAGAUUGUGGAGUUCAUCAAGUUUGACGUGGGUAACGUUGUGAUGGUGACUGGUGGAAGAAACAGAGGGCGUGUUGGUGUGAUUAAGAACCGUGAAAAGCAUAAGGGAAGCUUUGAGACGAUACACAUCCAAGACUCUACAGGACACGAGUUUGCCACAAGGUUAGGUAAUGUGUUCACCAUCGGCAAAGGAACAAAGCCAUGGGUUUCUCUUCCAAAGGGCAAAGGUAUUAAGCUGACCAUCAUUGAAGAAGCUAGGAAGAGGCUUGCUGCUCAACAAGCUGCUUAA
Molecule: messenger RNA, 819 nt
Organism: Arabis nemorensis
Lineage: Eukaryota; Viridiplantae; Streptophyta; Magnoliopsida; Brassicales; Brassicaceae
Source: the annotation of a GenBank genome assembly